CUUCCAGGUUACGAAGAUGCCCACGUGAUGAUCUACGUCGGUUUUGGGUUCCUGAUGACAUUUCUCAUGAAGUACUGCUACGGUGCGGUCGGUGUCAACUGGUUACUGGCCGCACUAGUCGCCCAGUGGUCCAUUAUCACCCAGGGCUUGUUCCAUAUGAAAGACAUGAUUAUACCUCUGAAUAAGAAGGUGAUUCUUGAAGCCGACAUUAUGUCAGCAACGGUCCUCAUCACGUUUGGGGCGUUGCUCGGCCGCGCCAGCGUGAAUCAACUGCUCUUCAUAGCCAUCGUGGAAGCGCUCAUAGGCAGCCUUAACUUGUACCUCAUAGAAAGAGUUAUUGAGGGAUCAGACGUUGGCGGCUCAAUGGCAAUCCAUGCAUACGGGGCGUUUUUCGGGAUCGCAGUGAGCGGCGCCUGGGUAUGCUGCAGGAAAAAAAAGGACCAGCCGCAGGAUGACGGCGGCCAUCCACUCGAGAAGCCGUCCUACAUGACUGAUGUCACGUCGAUGAUUGGCUCAGCAUUCCUGUUCAUCUAUUGGCCGUCCUUCAACGCCGCGCUCACGCGCACUGACUCUGACUACCAGAGAGCUGUGGUAAAUACUUACCUAUCGCUCGCAGCGUGUUCGGUGGCCACCUUCGCCCUAUCAGCGUUCCUUCGUCACGGCAAGUUCGAGAUGGAACACAUUCAGAACUCGACACUCGCUGGUGGCGUUGGCGUCGGUACGGUGUGCAACAUGCAUAUAACCCCUGGUGGAGCAAUCAUAAUAGGGACGGGUGCUGCUUUUGUCAGCGUUUUCGGAUUUGCGAAGCUGAAGCCGUUCCUCAUAAGGAAGUGCGGUCUACUGGACACGUGCGGCGUGAUGCACCUGCACGGCUUCCCCGGGGUCUAUUCCGGUCUCGUCUCCAUCAUAGCCGCAGCGGUCGCGACUGAGGAAAUGUACGGCGCAGCAGGCCUGAAGUCUGUCUUUGAAGCUCUUGAACCGUGGUCACGGAAAUAA
Molecule: messenger RNA, 996 nt
Organism: Cydia fagiglandana
Lineage: Eukaryota; Metazoa; Arthropoda; Insecta; Lepidoptera; Tortricidae
Product: ammonium transporter Rh type A-like
Exons: 7
Coding region: 28-996 (322 amino acids)
Biological process (GO): ammonium transmembrane transport; ammonium homeostasis
Cellular component (GO): plasma membrane
Molecular function (GO): ammonium channel activity
Source: RefSeq, a predicted model, not a curated record